AAGUGUUCGACGUAAUGACUGAAUGAGAUAGGGAGUAUUUUGGAUAGCGAACAAAAGACCAAUGAAACGUUAUCACAAACUUUUAUUCAUUCGUACUGUACUCCUCUGUCCUCAUUAUAGAAUUGCUACCCAAUACAUAAUUCGUAAUGCCGUUGAACAGUGAAAUGGCAUAUAUUAUAUAUUUAUUUAUUUAUCAAACUCGAGACCUUUGGAUUAAUGAUUUUUCAGGCAAGAAUUUAUUCCAGUAGCAGAUUCUGAAUUUCUGAGCCGCUUCCUUUUUUAUUGAUAGUCUUCUUUCUGUUUUUUUCUCUUUAUUCCUCAGACUAGAUUCACGACUGCAUCAGCUAAAAUCCCAAUGGAAAAGCUGCCUGAGGUAAACGAAAAGGAGUUCAUGAGGAUGGCUAUGUUAAAGCAUGAAGAAACAUUCAAACAACAGGUACAUGAACUUCAUCGGCUUUAUCGAACCCAAAAGACAUUGAUGAAAAACAUGGAGAAAAGCAGGCAAAGUGGAUGGAAUCCAGAGAGUUGGGAUAAAAGGAAUGAGAUAUGUUUCCGACAAAUUUAUGAACAGGAUGCAAAAACUUACUAUAGAUCAUCAACAACUCAUUCGGUCAAAAUAGAUUUGGAACAGCCUGCUGAAGAUGAUCAAACAGAAUCCAGCAGUGGAGCUCUGCAGACCAUAAACGAGAACGAACUGGAACUUACUUUAGGGCCUUCGAGUUACAAUACUUCAGAUUCAGGAGUAACCCACUCUUCUUCUUCAACAGGGUCCAGCCAUGAGGGAAGACGUAGGGAUUCAAAGCAAGUACUUAAGGGUCAGGAAAUGGAGGUGUUGGGAGUGAUUGAAAAUUCUUCAGGCUACCAAAAUGGAAGUCAUAGGGGUGAGAAGAAGAUGAUGCUGGAUUACCCUCCUUGGCUUUUUCAAGUUGUGAGCCCUAACAUGACUUAAUUUUCAAGGGAAAAAAAAUAUUAUUUGAAUGAAAUUAUAUGAGAAGAUCUUUGAUUGCUUCUCAUUGACUAAUCAACAGGGGAAAUCGAUGUUUAGUUGUUUUCAAGUUUCUUCUUCAUCUCUUGCUGUAUAUGGAGACGUUGAUGUGUAUAUACUUUUGUAUUUCUAGCUAUGAUUAAUGUGAAUGGAGAAAUUGAACCCCUAAA
Cucurbita pepo subsp. pepo (vegetable marrow) is the source of this 1155-nucleotide messenger RNA. The record is from RefSeq and is a predicted model, not a curated record. NCBI's taxonomy places the organism in Eukaryota, Viridiplantae, Streptophyta, Magnoliopsida, Cucurbitales, Cucurbitaceae.